AACAUUGCCUUUUGAUGUAUUUGUAAAAAGAGCAGCUGAAAUCAAACAUUCGGAUUAUUUUCUUUCAGAGGAUGAAAAGUAUUAUUUACGAUCAUUGGGAGAUGAUCCUUGUGGUUCCAUAAUGUGACUUCUGAGGAAUUUGGAGUUGGAGUCAAUGUUUUCUGGAAGCAGCUUCCUUCUGAAUACUAUGAUAAAACAGAUACGUAUGGAAACAAAGAUCUCACUGCAGCCUCAAGAGCAAUACAGAUUUUGGAUAGAGCACUAAAAACCCUGGAAGAACUUCCUGAGGAAUACAGAGACUUCUAUGGUAGGAGAAUGGCAUUACGCAUCCAAGAAAAAACUUACAGCAGUAAUUAUGAAUAAUUUUUUUUUUGAAUACUUGUUUUAAGAAACAUAUUAAACUCUCUCUUGUGAACCAAUUAAUA
This is a messenger RNA of Thamnophis sirtalis, 425 nucleotides long. The record is from RefSeq and is a predicted model, not a curated record. NCBI's taxonomy places the organism in Eukaryota, Metazoa, Chordata, Lepidosauria, Squamata, Natricidae.